This is a messenger RNA of Anopheles gambiae (African malaria mosquito), 1901 nucleotides long. Its product is annotated as zinc finger protein ZFP2. Gene Ontology annotation, molecular function: RNA polymerase II cis-regulatory region sequence-specific DNA binding; DNA-binding transcription factor activity; zinc ion binding. Lineage: Eukaryota; Metazoa; Arthropoda; Insecta; Diptera; Culicidae. The coding region runs from base 247 to 1875 and encodes 542 amino acids. The record is from RefSeq and is a predicted model, not a curated record. The transcript has 4 exons. Gene Ontology annotation, cellular component: nucleus. Gene Ontology annotation, biological process: regulation of transcription by RNA polymerase II.
ACGUUGUAUUAAGAUGUUUGUAAUAUUUUCUAAAAAGAAAAACAACAAAUUAACAAUGGAGAAGAAGUAAGAAUAAUUGAAUUGAACAACUGCCAUUUUGAACGCAUUCGCAUUUACACCUUCAUGUAUCACCAGCAAUAGAGCUGACACAACUGGCCGAUGUGUAGCUAAAAAAGGGUAAACAAACAAACUACUCGCAGAAGUUUUCUGCGAAAUCGCUUGUCCGUAGCACUUAAGGAAGCGACAAUGAAGGAAAUAUGUUUGGACAUAGACUUACACAAAGUGUGUCGAAUCUGUUUAUCACAAACCAAUAUGAACGAGGCACUGUUCAACAUAUUUGCGGAUGCAAUUGUGGACGGUAGGAUUGUGCCGCUGGUUGAAGUGAUCGAGAGCUGUGUCGGCAUACAGGUGAAAAACUCCCAGGAGCUUCCGAGUAAAAUAUGCCACACGUGCAAAUCUAUCAUUCUCCAGUUUCACGUUUUUAAACAAAAGUGUAGUCGAGCGGAAAGUGUAUUGCGAGAGAUGCUGUUACACCGAACAUCAAUUAAUGAACACAUAGAAGAAGGUGGUUUCCUUGAUAGUGACUAUUUGGAGGAAAGUAAAUCAGUCCAUUCACCUUUGGUGGAAUACAUUGAAGAAACCAUCGAGGAGGCGCAGGAGCAGGAGGAGGAGGUGGGUAUUGUGUUAAGCAAUGACAGUGAAUCCGUAACUACCGAUGGGAUGUGGGAAUGUCUCAUUAGCCAAUUUCCGGAAGGGGUUGAAGAUUCGGAUAAAGAUACUACAAUCAUUCAUACAGAGGAAUAUUUGUCCGAUAUGGGAGACGGAAAUUUUGUGUCCGCGUUGGAAAUGGCACCCAGCGUCGAACGAGCGGUGGCCAAACAUGAACCAACUGCAUUGGAUGAUUUAAAAUCAGUGCAAAGCAAUCGUCAUGUAUGCAACAUAUGCGGAAAGAUAGCCCUCUCAAAAUCACGCCUGGCAAAACACAUGCAGCUUCAUAUUGAUUCUAAAAUAGUGCUCGAUCAUAUGAACUUUUUCAUUUGCACCUUCUGCCGAUAUGUAUUUCUGCGAGAACAAGAUUUGAGUGACCACAGCGUGCAGUGUUCCGGAUGCCUAAACUUUCCGGUUGUUAGGAAUGAGCCGUGCCGUGUUCGUGACAAUGUAGAACCUGCCAAGCGCAUUGUGGGAGGCAGUGGCGUCUGCGGAAUCUGUGACGCAGGGUAUGAUGAUCUGUUGCACGUGAAACAGCAUAUCAUUAGUCAUUUGGAAAAGUUUCCAUGCCCGUUGGAGGGUUGUGGAUGCGAGUACUCCUCACUGGCACGGUUGACCAUACAUAUCAGCAAUCAGCAUGUCGAUUAUCUUUCGCCAAACUGUCCCCACUGUAAGGAGGAAAUCGAUCGAGUCGAUUUAAGGCAACAUGUAAGACUCUACUGCAAAGCGAAACAGUUUGAGUGUACACAUUGUGAUAAAAAGUUUCUCUCUUGGAAAGCAUUAUCACAACAUCUGAAAAAAUUAGACCAAAAGUUUCACUGUUCGCAAUGUGAUAAAUCAUUUUCAUCGCAAGCCUCGUUGAAACUACAUGAACGUACACACAGUGGAGAACGACCGUACGUAUGCACGAUUUGCAACAAGUCGUAUAAAACAUCCAGCUUGCGAACAGCGCACAUGGAUACGCACAUCGAAGGGAAAACGUUCAAAUGCGAAAUGUGCGGCAAAAGUCUCCAGACGCGUGCCUGCUACAGGAACCACGUGAAACGACAUUUGGAACAACGCAAUCAUGAAUGUCCCGUGUGUGGAAAGAAAUUCUUCCAAAAAUGUACACUUCGUGUGCAUCUGAAAAUGGUGCACCGAUUAUCGGGCGAUAUGUUGGAUGUGUAAUAAAUUAUUUUUUUUGUAACGCUAAA